Molecule: messenger RNA, 1075 nt
Organism: Galdieria sulphuraria
Lineage: Eukaryota; Rhodophyta; Bangiophyceae; Galdieriales; Galdieriaceae
Product: 2-C-methyl-D-erythritol 2,4-cyclodiphosphate synthase
Exons: 1
Coding region: 11-1054 (347 amino acids)
Biological process (GO): L-histidine biosynthetic process; terpenoid biosynthetic process
Molecular function (GO): phosphoribosyl-ATP diphosphatase activity; 2-C-methyl-D-erythritol 2,4-cyclodiphosphate synthase activity
Source: RefSeq, a predicted model, not a curated record
UAAUCAUUUCAUGGAAAAGAGAAAUCAAGUCAGGUUGCUGUCGUUUUGUACUUUUCUUUCAGUUGCACGUUGCUCGAACAAGAUUUUCUACUCAAGCACCAAUAGAGUUUUCUUUCCCACUCGUCGUUAUUCAUUUGGAUUGCCAAGGAAGUGUAGACACAAUCUAUCGUUGCCGAGUCACAGGUUUUGUUUCUCUCCUAUUGCUUCAGUCAGAAUAGGACAUGGCUUUGAUUUGCAUCGCUUAGAACCAGGCUUACCACUUAUUGUGGGAGGCAUAACUUUGGAUCAUGAUCGAGGUAGUGUCGGUCACUCGGAUGGAGACGUUAUAUUUCAUAGUGUAGUGGAUGCCAUACUCGGUGGUUUAGGCUUACCGGAUAUUGGUCAGUUGUUUUCAGAUAAAGAACCUCGCUGGAAAGGGGUUGCUUCUAAAGUAUUUAUGGAAGAGGCGAGGAAAUUGAUGAAGCAAAAAGGCUAUGAUAUUGCCAACUUGGAUAUUACUGUCAUAUUGGAGAGACCUAAACUUGCUUCCCAUAACAACGCCAUUUGUGAGAAUAUUUGUGAGUUAUUGAAACUUUCGAGAGAUAAAGUGAACUUGAAAGCCAAAACACAUGAACAAGUGGACAGUUUAGGACAGAAUUUGUCCAUCGCUUGUCAUGCCUUUGUGUUGUUGCAACCUGACUCUACUUUGAUGAAAGAAGAAGAGAGCGUUGCAGUACAGAAUGCCUUGUCCACAGAUUUUAUCGAAAAGUUGUAUCAGCGUGUCGUUCAACGCAGUCAGACAGAUCCAUCUUUGUCAUGGACAAGUCGCUUAUUUUCUCAAGGAAGAGCGUCUAUUGCAAAGAAACUUGGAGAAGAAGCCGUUGAGACUGUCAUUGCAGGAUUGGAGAAUGAUCCUCAUCAACUUGUAAAAGAGAGUGCGGACUUGUUGUAUCAUCUUUGCGUAUAUUGGGCAUUUUGUAAGAUAACUCCACAAGCUGUUUAUGAAGAGUUGAACCGCCGUGAAAGUCAAUCUGGAAUAGAAGAAAAGGCUUCGCGUUCUUCCAAGUUGAAAUAAUUUAGUUUACUGUAUGGCUCG